AUGUCGUAUCAAGCUUUCAGCGGACGCAAGGUGGAGGGACAUGCUGUUCUGGGUCAAGCCGCAAUCGCUAUAUCCGAUGACAUGUCCAAGAUCUCGGCCUGGGAUGGCAAGGCUGCAGACUCGCUGUAUAGGAAGACCAAGAUCAUAUGCACUAUGGGACCAUCAUGUUGGGAUGUUGAUACGUUGGUGAAGAUGAUCGAUCAGGGCUUAAACAUCGCGAGAUUCAACUUCUCUCAUGGUGACUUCGAGACGCAUGGUAACACUCUCAAGAACCUAAAGGCUGCUCUGAAGCAACGUCCUGGUAGGGUAGUUGCGGUUUUGUUGGAUACCAAGGGGCCCGAGAUCCGUUCGGGUUUCUUCGCCGCUGGUGGCAAGGUGCAGUUACAAGCUGGCCAGGACUUGAUGCUCACCACUGAUUAUGACUUCAAGGGUGACGCGACUAAGAUCGCCUGUACUUAUCCCAAACUCCCACAGAGUGUUAAGCCGGGGUCGACUAUUCUCAUGGCCGAUGGUACUUUGAGCUUAAAGGUCCUUGAGUGCUACGAGGACGGGGUGAAGACCCGUGUUAUGAAUAAUGCAACAAUCGGUGAGCGUAAGAACAUGAACCUCCCCGGAGUCAAGGUAGACCUUCCCUGCAUUGGUGAGAAGGAGGCCAACGAUAUCCUUAACUGGGGAAUCCCCAAUGGCAUUGAUUUUAUCGCUGUCUCCUUCGUCCAGCAUGGUGAUGAUAUCCGUGGUCUCCGCAAGCUGAUGGGCGAACGUGGGAGGAACGUUCAUCUAAUUUCUAAGAUCGAGAACGAAGAGGGAUUAAAGAACUUCGAUGACAUCCUGGCGGCCUCUGAUGGUAUCAUGAUCGCUCGUGGUGAUCUUGGUAUGGAAAUCCCACCUGAGAAGGUCUUCCUCGCUCAGAAGAUGAUGAUGGCUCGUUGUAACCUGGUUGGCAAGCCGGUCAUCACCGCUACUCAGAUGCUUGAGUCCAUGAUCACCAAUCCCAGGCCUACUCGUGCUGAGGCUAGUGAUGUCGCCAAUGCUGUCUUGGAUGGAACUGAUGGCGUCAUGCUAUCUGGGGAGUCAGCUGGUGGUAGCUUUCCUAUUAACGCUAUCUCCAUUCAGCGCCGUAUCUGUGAGGAGGCUGAGGCUGUGAUCGACUAUGAUACUCUCUUCCUCCGCAUUCGUGAGGCUGUUCUUAACGCUACUCCUCAAGGCCUCUCAGUCGUCGAAUCUGUAUGCUCAGCAGCAGUCGAGCUCGCUGGACAAGUGAGGGCCUCUCUCAUCGUUUCUCUCACCGAGACCGGAAGCACUGCUCAGCUGCUCGCCAAGUACCGUCCUGGCGUGCAGAUCCUGGCUCUUGCCGCCGCUGACUCUACUGUUAAACAUCUCUGUGCUGUCCGCGGUAUCAUCUCCCUCAAAGUCCCUUCCUUCCAAGGAACUGAUCAUGUCAUCCAGAGUGCUAUCACCUAUGGUAAGGAGGUCGGACUGUUAAAGACUGGCGAUAAGAUUGUUGCUGUACACGGUAUGAGAGAGGAGACCGCUGGAGCUACUAAUCUGGUUAAGGUCCUUCCUGUUGAGUAGACUGUAUUGAGGGACUGCCUUCCACUAGAGGCUCUUAUAACUCAUAAACUUAUCAGGCUCUGACUUAUCAUAUUAUU
Messenger RNA from Perkinsus marinus ATCC 50983, 1649 nucleotides. Its product is annotated as pyruvate kinase, putative. Lineage: Eukaryota; Perkinsozoa; Perkinsida; Perkinsidae. Gene Ontology annotation, cellular component: cytoplasm. Gene Ontology annotation, biological process: glycolytic process. The coding region runs from base 1 to 1572 and encodes 523 amino acids. Gene Ontology annotation, molecular function: pyruvate kinase activity; magnesium ion binding; potassium ion binding. The record is from RefSeq and is a predicted model, not a curated record. The transcript has a single exon.